Molecule: messenger RNA, 1500 nt
Organism: Egretta garzetta (little egret)
Lineage: Eukaryota; Metazoa; Chordata; Aves; Pelecaniformes; Ardeidae
Gene: RETSAT
Product: retinol saturase
Exons: 9
Source: RefSeq, a predicted model, not a curated record
GGGCUCGAGGCCAUCGUGGUGGGCAGCGGCAUCGGGGGCCUGGCGGCUGCCGCGCUCCUGGCCAAGGUGGGCAAGCGGGUGCUGGUGCUGGAGCAGCACGGGAAGCUGGGGGGCUGCUGCCACACCUUCAGCGAGAAGGGCUUCGAGUUCGACACCGGUAUCCACUACGUGGGGGAGAUGCAGGAGGGCUCCAUCGCCCGCUUCAUGCUGGACCGGCGGCCGGAGGGGCAGCUGGAGUGGGCUCCGCUGCCGGCCGUCUACGACAUCGUGGUUUUGGGGGAGCCCGGCCGUGGCAGGACGUACCGCAUUUGUUCCGGGAAUAAGGAAUAUUUCCAGGGCUUGAAGGAGCAGUUCCCCGGGGAGGGGGCUGCCAUCGAUGAGUUCGAGAGGCUGGUGAAGGUAGAGGAGGCUUCGGCUUCACCACGGGGGGAUUUUUUGGGCUCUGAUCCCUCUUUGCGGGGCAUGAUGCCCUCCAAGGCCAGCUUCUCCAUGCACAGCAUCCUGGUCAACCACUUCCUCCAAGGUGCCUGGUACCCCAAAGGGGGACCCGCAGAAAUCGCCUUCCACACCAUUCCUGUUAUCCGGAAAGCCGGAGGCAACGUUUUGGGAAGGGCGCUGGUGGAGAAGAUCCUGCUGGACUCACAGGGCAAAGCCUGCGGUGUGAGCGUCAAGAAAGGCCAAGAGGUGGUGAACAUCUUCGCUCCCCUUAUCAUUUCGGAUGCUGGGAUCUUCAACACCUACGAACGGCUCCUGCCGGCGGAGGCCCGGGCAUUGCCUGAGAUCCAGUCUCAGCUCCGCAUGGUGACACACGGCCAAGGGACUUUGACCGUCUUCGUAGGUCUUAAUGGCUCAUGGGAAGAGCUGGGGCUGGAGCCGGCCAACUACUUCAUCUACCCAGGGAAUGACCUGGAGGAAAUAACCAAUCGCUACCUGGCUUCCUCCAGAGAAGAAGCUGCCCAGCACAUCCCCCUCCUGUUUGUCACCUGCCCGUCAGCCAAGGACCCCACCUGGGAAACCAGGCACCCAGGUAAAUCCACGCUGGCCAUCAUGACCUUCGCCAGAUACGAGUGGUUUGAGGAGUGGAAGGACAAGCAGGUCACUAAGCGGGGGGACGAUUACGAGGAGCUGAAGAAGACCUUCGUGGACACCGCCAUGCAGGCUGUCUUCAAGCUCUACCCUCGCAUCAAGGACCGGAUCGAGUACAUCUCUGGAGGGACACCCCUCACCAACCAGCACUACAUCGCCAGCCCCAGGGGGCAGAUCUAUGGCAUUGAGCACAGCCCUGCCAACCUGCAAGCUGAAGCCCUUGCCACCAUGAGGGCGCAGACGGCCAUCCCCAACCUCUACCUGACAGGGCAGGAUUUGUGCCUCGGGGGCUUCAUAGGAGCCCUGCAAGGAGCCUUCAUCUGCGCCAGCGCCGUCCUCAAGCGCAACCUCUACGCCGACGUGGUGUGGCUGAAGAAGCGCGCGCAGGCCACCAGCGCCAAGAAGCAGUGCUGA